AUCCUCUUUCCGCUUUCGGCCAUGGGCACCCCACAGAAGGAUGUUGUUAUUAAGCAGGAUGCACCAGACACCUUACUAUUGGAGAAGCAUGCAGAUUAUAUUGCAUCUUAUGGCUCAAAGAAAGAUGAUUACGAAUACUGUAUGUCGGAAUAUUUGAGAAUGAGUGGCGUCUAUUGGGGCCUGACAGUGAUGGAUCUCAUGGGGCAGCUUCAUCGAAUGAAUAGAGAAGAAAUUUUAACAUUUAUUAAAUCAUGUCAACAUGAGUGUGGUGGAAUAAGUGCUAGUAUUGGACACGAUCCUCAUCUCUUGUACACACUUAGUGCUGUCCAGAUACUUACUCUAUAUGAUAGUAUUAACGUGAUUGAUGUAAGCAAAGUUGUGGAAUAUGUUCAGAGUCUACAGAAAGAAGAUGGUUCUUUUGCUGGAGACAUUUGGGGAGAAAUUGAUACAAGGUUUUCUUUCUGUGCAGUCGCAACUUUGGCUCUACUGGGGAAGCUGGACGCUAUUAAUGUGGAGAAGGCAAUUGAAUUUGUUUUGUCAUGUAUGAACUUUGAUGGCGGUUUUGGUUGUAGGCCGGGAUCCGAGUCUCAUGCUGGGCAGAUCUAUUGUUGCACAGGAUUCCUGGCUAUUACUAGUCAGUUGCAUCAAGUAAAUUCUGACUUACUGGGUUGGUGGCUUUGUGAACGGCAGUUACCAUCAGGUGGACUCAAUGGAAGGCCAGAGAAGCUACCAGAUGUAUGUUAUUCAUGGUGGGUAUUGGCUUCCCUGAAAAUAAUUGGGAGACUUCAUUGGAUUGAUAGAGAGAAGCUGCGAACUUUCAUCUUAGCAUGCCAAGAUGAAGAAACAGGAGGAUUUGCAGAUAGGCCUGGAGAUAUGGUGGAUCCUUUUCAUACUUUAUUUGGAAUUGCUGGAUUAUCACUUUUGGGAGAAGAACAAAUUAAACCUGUUAGUCCUGUUUUCUGUAUGCCAGAAGAAGUGCUUCGGAGAGUAAAUGUUCAGCCUGAAUUAGUGAGCUAGAUACUUAGUGCAAGAGUUGCUCAAUAUACUUUUCCCAUAUUAAUAAUUGUUAUGUAUUUAAGAAGUGCUUAUCAAACAUAACUACUAUGUUAAUAUUUUGUAUAGGAUUGUGUUGAUCUUAAUAAAUUAUAAUUAUACAUAUUGUAAAAUAAAAGACUAUCUUCAACUGUA
Molecule: messenger RNA, 1188 nt
Organism: Sorex fumeus (smoky shrew)
Lineage: Eukaryota; Metazoa; Chordata; Mammalia; Eulipotyphla; Soricidae
Gene: RABGGTB
Product: Rab geranylgeranyltransferase subunit beta
Exons: 9
Coding region: 22-1017 (331 amino acids)
Biological process (GO): protein geranylgeranylation
Cellular component (GO): Rab-protein geranylgeranyltransferase complex
Molecular function (GO): Rab geranylgeranyltransferase activity
Source: RefSeq, a predicted model, not a curated record